Molecule: messenger RNA, 978 nt
Organism: Melitaea cinxia (Glanville fritillary)
Lineage: Eukaryota; Metazoa; Arthropoda; Insecta; Lepidoptera; Nymphalidae
Exons: 1
Coding region: 1-978 (325 amino acids)
Source: RefSeq, a predicted model, not a curated record
AUGGUUAAUUGUGGGGGAUGCGGUAAAUUUCUCUCGCCGACAGGUGCCGUCACCUGCUCCCUGUGCCCGAACAAAUUCCACAGGGCGUGUGUCGGUAUUUCGGACAGGGGUCAGGCUUGCAGAGACUGGUCCUGCCCCGCUUGCAAGCGGAACUUUCGGAAAGGCGACAAUAGCCAGACGCCAGUGAAGGGGAUCGAGGAGGCGAGCGGGAGCCCCUCUAGCUCUCCCGGCGCGACGUCCGAGGACGUCGUCGUGGAGACUGCGGCCGUCGUCGUCGACCUUCGACGCGAGGUCGCAGAAAGCAUCGCCGCUAUGAGGGAGUUUCGGGAGGAGCUGGUACAGCUGCGGAUGUCUCUCUCGAAUCUCAACGAGCGCAUGAGUAGCGUCGAAGAGAGGCUGGACGCUCUCGAGAAGCGCCAGGACGCCGGCAGCGCGGAGGAAGUCGUCGCACUCGAGCGCAAGGUCGAAGAGCUCAAACUCGAGCUCAACGAGCGGGACCAGGAGGCGCUGCUGUCCGACCUCGACAUCGGGCACCUGCCCGAGGACAAGGGCGUGAGCGCGACGCACGAGGUGACCGUGCUGGCGGCGCGGCUGGGCGUGGCGCUGGAGGCGCGCGACGUGGUGUUUGCGGAGCGCGUGGGCGCUGCGCCGGCGCCGGGCCAGGCGCCGGGCCGCCCGCGCCGCCUCGUGGUGCGCCUGGCGCGCCGCGGCCUGCGGGACGAGCUGCUGCAGGCGGCGCGCGUGCGGCGCGGCCUGGCGGCGGACGGGGGCGCGCGCGUCUUCGUCAACGAGCGCCUGACGCGCCGCAACCGCGUGCUCUUUCACAGAGUGCGCGAGGAGUGCGGCCGGCUCAAGUGGCGCUACUGCUGGACGAAGCGAGGGCGAAUCUUCGCACGUCGGAUGGAUGGAGGCCCCGUUCAUCAGUUUCGCUCGGAAGAUGACCUGUCACGGGUGUUUGGCGAAAACUGUUCGACCUAA